Diceros bicornis minor is the source of this 1263-nucleotide messenger RNA. Its product is annotated as liver carboxylesterase 1-like. The transcript is spliced from 9 exons. Gene Ontology annotation, molecular function: carboxylic ester hydrolase activity. Gene Ontology annotation, biological process: lipid catabolic process. Gene Ontology annotation, cellular component: endoplasmic reticulum; lipid droplet. NCBI's taxonomy places the organism in Eukaryota, Metazoa, Chordata, Mammalia, Perissodactyla, Rhinocerotidae. The coding region runs from base 1 to 1074 and encodes 357 amino acids. The record is from RefSeq and is a predicted model, not a curated record.
AUGACAGACAGUCGGCAGUGCAGGGUCAUUGUGUCCUUCCUCAGGGUCUGUGUUCUGCAAAUUGCCAUCAUUGCUGGGUGUAAGACCACCACCUCGGCUGUCCUUGUUCACUGCCUGCGCCAGAAGACAGAGGACGAGCUCCUGGAGACGACGCUGAAGAUGGUAGGUGCAUCCAUUCUCAUGGCCUCACAAGCUCCCACACUGCCCAGGGGAGCCAGUGUCCAGCUUUUCUCCCAGGAAGCUUCUCACCCACAUCCUCUGCCUUUGUCUUCACAGAAACUUUUCACUCUUGAUUUCCUUGGAGACCCCAGAGAGAACCAUCGCUUCCUGACCACUGUAGUUGAUGGAGUGCUGCUGCCAAAGACGCCUGAAGAGAUUCUAGCUGAAAAGACAUUCAACACUGUUCCCUACAUUAUCGGAUUCAACAAGCAAGAGUUUGGCUGGAGUUUUCCAAUGAUAAUGGGCUACCCGCUCUCUGAAGGCAAGCUGGACGAGAAGACGGCCACGUCACUCUUGUGGAAGUCCUACCCCAUGCUUAACAUCCCUGAGGAACUGACUCCAGUGGCCAUUGAGAAGUAUUUAGGAGGGACUGACGACCCUUUCAAAAAGAAAGAUUUGUUCCUGGAUUUGAUGGGAGAUGUGAUGUUUUGUGUCCCCUCUGUGACUGUGGCCCGUCUCCACAGAGAUGCUGGAGCCUCCACCUACAUGUAUGAGUUUGAGUAUCGCCCAAGCUUCUCAUCAGACCUGAGACCCAAGACGGUGAUAGGGGACCAUUCAGAUGAGGUCUUCUCAGUCUUCGGGGCCCCACUUCUAAAAGAUGGUGCCUCAGAAGAGGAGAUCAAACUCAGCAAGAUGAUGAUGAAAUUCUGGGCCAACUUUGCUCGCAAUGGGAACCCCAAUGGGGAGGGGCUGCCCCAUUGGCCGGCAUAUGACCAGAAGGAAGGCUACCUGCAGAUUGGCAUCACCACCCAGGCAGCCCAGAAGCUGAAAGAAAAGGAAGUUGCUUUCUGGACUGAACUCCUGGCCAAGGAGACAGCUGGGAAGCAACAACAGACAGAACACGUUGAGUUUUGAAUGGGCAGCCCAGCCAGCCUCAGAGGCCUAGGGGAACCCAGAUGGCCAGUUGGGGUAUUCUACAGAAGGUGUUUCUGGUCAAAGAGGCAUCUUAUGUGGAUGCUGGGGAAUUGUCUGGUGGGAGUGGGCAGAGGCCAGUGUGGGAAAAUUUCUGUAUCUGUGGCCUUAAUUUUGGGAAUAAAUAUUCUU